UUCAGCACCGCGUCUUUGUUGCAUGGCUCGCGGGAAAAGUAUGUUGGCAAUGGCACCUCCCCAGAUCUGAGUCAAAUUCAGGUUUGCUGCGAGGGCUACGAGCGCAAUCCCCAUGUCUAUAAACGAUGCGAUCCUAUCUGUGUGGACGACUGCCCCAAUGGCAUUUGCACAGCUCCCAAUACUUGCGUUUGCAUGCCCGGACAUGUGAGAACGGACGAGGGCAAAUGCAUCUCCACCUGCCCGCUGGGCUGUGGCAAUGGUGUGUGCGAUGAACAGAACGAAUGCCGUUGCCGCGAGGGCUACAAACUGGAUUCCGUUAGCCGCAAGUACUGCCAGCCAGAGUGCAACCCAGGCUGCGGCAACGGCCGCUGUGUGGCACCCAACAAAUGUGACUGCCUCCAAGGCUAUCGCCGUGCGGCUGACGGCAGCUGUACUCCCGUCUGUGAUCACUGCGAGAACGGGCAGUGUAUCAAGCCAGGACAGUGUAGCUGCAACGAGGGCUACGCGAAAGUGGAGGGACGUUGCGAACCUGUCUGCGAUCAGUACGUAUUAAUUUCAUUUGAUUUAACAUGUAGAAUCAGAGACAGUGACAGU
Molecule: messenger RNA, 594 nt
Organism: Drosophila arizonae
Lineage: Eukaryota; Metazoa; Arthropoda; Insecta; Diptera; Drosophilidae
Gene: NimB2
Product: Nimrod B2
Source: RefSeq, a predicted model, not a curated record